Molecule: messenger RNA, 1647 nt
Organism: Helianthus annuus (common sunflower)
Lineage: Eukaryota; Viridiplantae; Streptophyta; Magnoliopsida; Asterales; Asteraceae
Product: WAT1-related protein At3g02690, chloroplastic
Exons: 7
Coding region: 72-1304 (410 amino acids)
Cellular component (GO): membrane; chloroplast
Source: RefSeq, a predicted model, not a curated record
CGAAUAUUAUAACAUUUGUUUAAAUUAAUUUCCAUCACCAAAACCAAUCCGGUAAUCACCCACGCCGGAAAAUGUCCGCCGUUUCCUCGUCCGCCACUUGCCACGGCACCGCCUCUCCCUCCGUCGUUUCCUCUUACCUCCCUUUCACACGCGCCACCUACCUCCGUCACCGUCACUUCCCUAGACAACUACUAUCACAGUCACGUUUCCAACUCACCUCCCGCAUAAUCUCCUCAACAAAACCCUACAUCACUCUAACACCUAGGGUUUCCAAAUCAGACACCAAUUCUCCACCAGAAUCAUCCGAAAUCGACUGUGUAGGAACCGGAACCGAUGUGGAAUGCGUGUAUCCACCGGAGGGAACAGGUGAUUACGGAAUCGAAUCACCUGAAACGGCGUCGUUGAGUGAUCUAAUUUGGGAAUGGACGCUACUGAUUUCGCCGUUUUUCUUUUGGGGCACGGCUAUGGUGGCUAUGAAGGAGGUUUUGCCCAAAUUAGGACCGUUGUUUGUUUCGUCGUUUCGAUUGGUUCCUUCUGGUUUGUUGUUGGUUGCGUUUGCUGGUUCUCGUGGUAGGAAGGUUCCCGUUGGGGUUAAUGCUUGGUUGUCUAUUGCUGUGUUUGCUAUUGUUGAUGCUACUUGUUUUCAGGGUUUUUUAGCAAAAGGACUGGAGAAGACAUCGGCUGGCCUUGGCAGUGUUAUAAUUGAUUCACAACCGUUGACGGUUGCGGUUCUCGCUUCCUUGCUAUUUGGCGAAUCAAUCAGUUUAGUUGGAGUUGCAGGUCUGGUUCUCGGUGUCGUAGGCCUUGCACUUCUAGAGCUGCCUGCUAUUUCAUUCGACGAGAAUAACUUCUCAUUAUGGGGGAGCGGGGAAUGGUGGAUGCUUCUAGCAGCUCAAAGCAUGGCGGUUGGUACCGUCAUGGUCCGAUGGGUUUCUAAAUACUCAGAUCCCGUUAUGGCUACUGGAUGGCACAUGGUUCUUGGUGGGAUUCCAUUGGCAGCAUUGUCAUAUCUUGUUCAUGAUCCUGCUCUCAAUGGGGGACUCAGCGAGCUCACAGCAAAUGACGUUUUCGCCCUUCUGUAUACCUCUGUGUUUGGCAGCGCUAUCAGCUAUGGCUUAUACUUUUACAAUGCUACAAGAGGUAGCUUGACAAAGCUUAGCUCUCUGACCUUUCUAACUCCGAUGUUCGCUUCGGUUUUCGGUUUCCUCUAUCUUGGCGAGACUUUUUCACCGAUUCAACUAACAGGGGCCGUGGUAACUGUUGCUGCCAUAUACAUGGUUAACUACAAGAAUGCUGUUGAAUGAAACAAAUUGUUGUUUUGAAGAUAAUGCCAUUGGAUCUCUGAAAUACUCUCAAGCCCUCACCUUCUAUAGGGAUUAAAAGGGUGUUGAAUACAGAUCCCAACAGGUAUGUAUAUAAUCAUGGUUCUUGUAAUCUUGCAUUAUAAGCCAAUUUUCCAUGAUGUAGUACAUAUUAAUGUAAACUAGGGAAAUUCCACCACGCAACCCCGCAGGAAACAUGUAUGUAGUACAAAAAAAAAAGUAUUUACGAUUGUAUUAGGUUAAAUUACACGAAGGUUCCCUCCCAAAACGAUAUCAACACAUGUUUUACAUUGAUCGAAAACUAUAAAAAUGAUACCUAUACUGA